Molecule: messenger RNA, 2518 nt
Organism: Neolamprologus brichardi
Lineage: Eukaryota; Metazoa; Chordata; Actinopteri; Cichliformes; Cichlidae
Gene: slc2a10
Product: solute carrier family 2 member 10
Biological process (GO): circulatory system development; D-glucose transmembrane transport
Cellular component (GO): membrane
Molecular function (GO): D-glucose transmembrane transporter activity
Source: RefSeq, a predicted model, not a curated record
GACCUCUGGCGUCAAAACUUAGCCAAGAAAUUCUUCUUUGCAAUUCGACACUGCUGCCACGUAGCCCCAACUUCCUGGAGGGCCAGAGGUUUUCCAGGAGCAUUUUUGUGUAUUGUUUCCUGCUGCCAGAGGGCUUCCUGUUGGUGCCAGAGCAGGAGGACAGUACACGAAAUGGAGAUGAUCUUUUUAUUGUUUCUCAUAUACUCUACAGUGAAUGUCUUCUGAAAGAUGGAUUCAGAGCUGCAUGGUCUGGCUUAAAUGUGCACAUAACAGGACAGAAGCAAUGAGUUGUCCUAUCACGCCAUUGGCCAGUGUGGUGUCUACUCUGGGCGGACUUGUCUUUGGUUAUGAGCUGGGCAUCAUAUCGGGCGCUUUACUGCAGCUCAAGGUUGAUUUCAGGCUGUCGUGCAUUCAGCAGGAGGCGCUGGUCAGCUCCUUGCUGAUAGGAGCCUUGCUGGCCUCGAUCAUUGGCGGCUGCUUAAUUGACCGUCAUGGCUCCAGGAACUCCAUCCUCAUCAGCAAUGUCAUGAUCCUGACAGCCAGCCUGGUUCUGCUCAUCAACUCAUUCUUAGCACUGGUCAUAGGAAGGAUCACAAUAGGCUUUGCCUUGUCUGUAUCCUCCAUGUCCUGCUGCCUCUUUGUGUCUGAGGUAGUAAGUCCAGACCGCAGAGGUUUCCUGGUGACACUGUAUGAGGCUGGGAUUACUGUGGGCAUCCUGUCAGCUUAUGCCAUUAACUAUAUCCUGUCUGGCUAUAAAAGAGGGUGGAAGUGGAUGUUUGGUCUAGCUGUGGUACCAACACUGGUACAGCUCAUGUCCAUCUGCUUACUCCCUUCCAGUAGUAAGGAUUCUUUCAACCAGAGUCAGUGCUUUGACAGCACUGAAGCCCAAGAAGCAGAGGACUCAAAAGUGCAGUCUAGCAAGAGAAAUAAGAAGGUUCAACACAGCACUUUCUACCUGUUCAAGCGCCAGGACAAUAUGAGGACUCGGACUAUCAUCGGGCUGGGAUUAGUUCUCUUUCAGCAGUUCACAGGCCAGCCAAACGUACUGUUUUAUGCCUCCACCAUCUUCCACACAGUGGGAUUUCAGAGUGACUCCUCAGCAGUGUUGGCAUCAGUUGGGUUGGGGUUGGUCAAAGUGAUUGCUACUCUGAUAUCCAUGGCGUUUUCAGACAGAGUGGGCAGAAGGCCUCUGCUCAUCGGAGGCUGCUCUGUCAUGGCUCUGUGCCUAAUAACCAUCGGGCUCUUCAGUGGACAUUCGCAGGUGACCGCUAUGAGACCUUGUGAUUCUCAAAACAUUGACGCUAACGAAACACGGGCACAUCACUCACCUGUUGGCAAUUACUCUGUUUUUGAUACGUCUCUGGCUGGAAACCACUUUCUUUUUAAAAACACCACACAAGAUAAGGAUGUAGUGUUCAAUAAAAUCGGCCACAUUUCUUUGGAACCCACUCCUGAAACUUUUACUAAAGCCCACGGCAAAGUGAUCAACUGGAUCAUCCUCCUGUGUAUGAUGGGUACUGUCAGUGCAUACUCUGUUGGAUUUGGACCAAUGACAUGGCUCCUCCUGAGUGAAAUAUUUCCAGCUGCUGUUAAAGGAAGAGCAUUCGCAUUCACCAACUGCUUCAACUGGGCUGCAAACCUGCUGGUCACCUUCACCUUUUUGAAUGUUAUUGAUAUGAUUGGACUGUCAGGGAUGUUUCUUGUGUAUGGGCUGACUGCUGUGGCAGCUGCAGUGUUCUUCUACUUCAUGCUGCCAGAGACAAAAGGGAAGACUCUGGAGGAAAUAGACAAGGAGCUGCGUUUAAACAGGUUUUACCACCAUCUGGAGUGCUGUGGCUUCAGCAGCAGCAGAAAUACCUCCCCACAAUACCAGAGAGUGCACUGUCAGGUUUGCACAUCGGGGUGAACCAAAAAGAUAAUGAACUGUUUAGGAAGACAUCACCUCAAACAGCUGACCUGAAAUCUUUAGUCAAAAUAAAAAUCGACAGUUAGCGUGUGCCGAAGUUCAUGAGGGUUGAACAUGAAUGAUAUAGAACUUUGUAACAUGUCUUUGAACUUAACUGGGUGACAUGAGCUCGUUUUUAUCUUUACCACUGUGGGCUUAUUGGAUUUCUUUGUUAAGAGAACUUAACAGGUCAACAUCUUUCCAGCUCCUGCUUUAGAACAAACAAACCUUUAUUUGUCACAUACACAUUCAUACAGAGCACAACAUGUAGUGAAAUGCUUGUGUCCGAGCUGCAGACAGGCUGUAGACAUAGCCGCGGUCUAGCCAGGACCCUUACUGGAUACCGGGUGGGGAAAACGAACGACUCUCACUCCAAAGGUGUCUAGUCUUACCACUACACUAUCCAGAUGCAGGGGAUAGUGGGGAUGAGAGGUGACUGUCAAACAAAAGGUUUGCUUGUUUACCUCAAAAUAUCAACUUUAAGAUAUUAAGUCUUCGGAAAAUGUUUUCAUAGAUUUUACAGCUUGUCCUACUGAAUAAAUCUUUCAUACUACACCAAAAUAACUGUUUUCC